AUGGGGGCUGCCGCCGGCCCCACCACAGCGGAGGUCUGCGGCCGGCUCGCUGAGCUUGCGGCCCAGCUGAACACCGCCGACUUGCGGGGCUUACGGGUGCUGCUGCGCUCUGACCUCAACGUGCCGCUGCUGCCCAGCGGCGCCGUCGCGGACGAGGCGCGCAUCGCCGCCUCCCUGCCCGCCAUCAAGCUCCUGCUGUCCAAGGGCGCUCGCGUGGUGAUUUGCUCUCACCUUGGUCGCCCGGACGCCACGUCUCCAGACCAGGACGCCCAGCGGCGCCUCUAUACGCUGGCACCGGUUGCGGCCGUGCUGCGGCGCUUGGUGGGCGCUGCACAGUUUGUGGGGCUGGCACCUGACUGCAUCGGCCCCGAGGCGCGCGCGGCGGUGGAUGGACUCCAGGACGGGCAGGCUGUGCUGCUGGAGAACGUGCGGUUCCACGCCGGAGAGACGUCCAACGACGCUGCCUUUGCUGGCCGGCUUGCCGAGCUGGUGGACGCCUACGUGGGCGACGCCUUUGGCGUGACGCACCGUGACCAGGCCAGCGUCACGUGCGUGCCGUCGCUCCUGCCGCGGCGCUACCCCGGCCCCCUGGUGGCUCUAGAAGUGGCCAAUUACCUGGCCACCAUGGAGCGGCCGCGGCGGCCAUUGGGGGUAGCGAUUGGUGGCGCCAAAGUGAAGGACAAGAUUGGUGUGUUGAGGUCUCUGAUCGGCAAAGCAGACGUGAUUGCGGUCGGGGGCCGCAUGGCGUUCACGUUCCUGGCGGGCCGGGGCGUCAGCGUCGGCGCCACGCAAAUAGAGGACGACUGGGUUGAGCCUGCGCGGGAGAUGAUCAAGGCCGCCGCCGAGCGGGGCGUCCGGCUGCUGCUGCCGGUGGAUGUGCUUGUAUCGCAGUCGCUGGACAAGGCAGAGUCCCCACGCAUCGUGGAGCUGACCACUACCUGCUGCACCCGCGAGGCACCCUGCAUCCCCGCCGGCUGCUUUGGCGUCGACAUCGGCCCAGCAUCGUCGGCCCAGUACCGUUCUGUUCUGGCCGGCUGCAACACGCUGCUGUGGAACGGCCCCAUGGGCAAGUGA
Messenger RNA from Monoraphidium neglectum, 1074 nucleotides. Its product is annotated as phosphoglycerate kinase. NCBI's taxonomy places the organism in Eukaryota, Viridiplantae, Chlorophyta, Chlorophyceae, Sphaeropleales, Selenastraceae. Gene Ontology annotation, biological process: glycolytic process; gluconeogenesis. Gene Ontology annotation, molecular function: ATP binding; phosphoglycerate kinase activity; ADP binding. The transcript has 6 exons. The record is from RefSeq and is a predicted model, not a curated record. Bases 1 to 1074 code for a protein of 357 amino acids. Gene Ontology annotation, cellular component: cytosol.